GGAAUUGGGAAGGAAACGAAAAUCAAAGGAAAGAAGGAGACGGAGUUGGAAGGGUUACCCGAAGGAUGCAUCGCAAAAAUACUGUCCUUCGACACCACUCCUAUGGAUGUGUGUAGGCUCUCCCUUGUUUCCAAGACCUUUUAUUCUGCUGCUGAAUCCAACACUGUAUGGGAACGUUUUCUUCCCUCCAACCCCGAUUUCACCUCUAACAUUUCCUCUUCCUCUUCCUCUUCCUCUAAGAAGGCUCUCUUUUUUGCUCUUUGUGAUCGUCCCAUCAUCACCCAUCAGGGUAGAAAGAGCUUGCAAUUGGACAAACGGAGUGGGAAGAAGUGUUACAUGCUUUCCGCUAGAGAACUGCACAUUGUAUGGGGUGGUACUCCCCAAUAUUGGAAGUGGACAAACCUGGCAGAGUCCAGGUUCCAAGAAGUUGCUAGACUUAUUGCUGUGUGCUGGUUAAAACUUGGUGGGACGAUGAGCACAAGCGCCUUGUCCCCAAACACUCGCUAUGCUGUUUAUCUUGUGUUCAAGAUGAUUGAUGCCGAAGGAUUUCACAACCAUCCUGUGACCCUAUCACUGGGUAUUUUGGGAGGCCAUAGCUACUCCAAGAAUGUUUGUUUGGACCCCAACUUAGAUGACUACGAACUGGAUGAGAGAUUUCGGGGACUGGAACGCCCUCGUGUGAGGAGAGAUGGGUGGUUUGAGAUUGAGAUGGGAGAGUUCUUCAAUUCAGGCAUAGAACAUGAUGAACUGCAUUUCAGUAUCAGGGAAACAACAAGUAAUAUGUGGAAGCACGGUUUCUUUCUUGAAGGAAUAGAAUUUAGGCCUAAGUAUGUCGGAACGGUUAACUAGUUGGGCAGUUGUUAGAGUGCCAUGUUUAUAUGGCUAAAUAAAUAAAUUUCAAGUGAAUUCAUGAUCUUAUUUGAUUUUAUUAAUAUUUAUUUUU
This is a messenger RNA of Abrus precatorius (Indian licorice), 943 nucleotides long. RefSeq names its product F-box protein At2g02240-like. The transcript has 3 exons. The coding region runs from base 103 to 849 and encodes 248 amino acids. The record is from RefSeq and is a predicted model, not a curated record. Gene Ontology annotation, molecular function: protein binding. Lineage: Eukaryota; Viridiplantae; Streptophyta; Magnoliopsida; Fabales; Fabaceae.